AUGGCUUCUGCCGCGACCCUCCGUGUGCCCAACUCGGCUGUCUUUGUCUGUGACAUCCAGGAGAAGUUCCGCAAUGCCAUUCACGAGUUUGACAAAGUAGUCCUCACCUCCCGUAAGGUGCUCCGUGCCGCCGCCAUCCUCGACAUCCCGGUCGUCGUGACCACCCAGAACCGUGCCCGGCUUGGCGACACUGUCCCCGAGCUGUCGUCCUUGUACUCCACGUCGACGGACGCGGCCGACGCCACAAAGGCCAAGCUGCUCGUCGAUGCCGAUAAGACGCUCUUUAGUAUGUGGACACCCGAAGUCAAGGCCGCAUUUGCGUCCGGCCCUGCGUCCUCGUUGUCGUCCGUCGUCAUCGUCGGCAUCGAGUCCCAUAUCUGCGUCACGCAGACCGCCCUGGACCUGCUGGCCGCGGGCUAUCGCGUAUUCGUGCUCGCGGAUGGUGUGUCGUCGUGCAACCGCGAAGAGGUGCCGAUUGCGCUGGCGCGGCUGCGGACGGCGGGUGCGACGGUGACGACAUCGGAGAGCUGGAUGUAUGAGACUAUGGGCGACGCGGGCAUCCCGGCGUUCCGCAACAUCGUCAGCCUUGUCAAGGACACGAGCGCCGACACCAAGACAGCAUUGUCAUCGUUGCUGUCGGCCAAGAUCUAG
This is a messenger RNA of Sporothrix brasiliensis 5110, 651 nucleotides long. RefSeq names its product isochorismatase domain-containing protein. The transcript is spliced from 2 exons. The record is from RefSeq and is a predicted model, not a curated record. Lineage: Eukaryota; Fungi; Ascomycota; Sordariomycetes; Ophiostomatales; Ophiostomataceae. Bases 1 to 651 code for a protein of 216 amino acids.